Messenger RNA from Tyto alba (common barn owl), 3118 nucleotides. It is a transcript of the gene SASS6, whose product is annotated as SAS-6 centriolar assembly protein. Gene Ontology annotation, cellular component: centriole; centrosome. The record is from RefSeq and is a predicted model, not a curated record. The coding region runs from base 124 to 1965 and encodes 613 amino acids. Gene Ontology annotation, biological process: centriole replication. Lineage: Eukaryota; Metazoa; Chordata; Aves; Strigiformes; Tytonidae. The transcript has 16 exons.
CCUCCGCGCGCGCCGCUUCGGCUCCAUCUUGAGGCUCCUCCUCCGCGGGAGCCCGGCGCCAAACUCGAAGCGCAAGAUGGCGGCGGAGAGGAUGUUCAACCGGCCCGUGUGCGUGCAAGUGAGAUGCCGGGACUGCGAGGAGAGGAUUUAGCUGUUCGAUUGACUGAUGAUACUGAUCCUUUUUUCCUUUAUAACCUUGUCAUAUCUGAGGAAGAUUUUCAAAGUUUAAAAUCCCAACAAGGUCUCUUGGUAGACUUCUCUGCUUUUCCACAAAAAUUUAUAGAUCUGCUUCAGCAAUGCAUUCAGGAACAGAACAAAGAUAUUCCAAGGUUUUUGCUGCAGUUAGUUUCUUCAGCAUCUGUUCUAGAUCACACACCUGUGUCCUUAAAUGUAGUGGAGACUAACCCUUUUAAACAUCUUACCCACCUGUCUCUCAAAUUCCUACCAGGAAAUGAUGCAGAAGUAAAGAAGUUUUUAGCCAGCUGUUUGAAAUGCCUUAAGGACGACAAAAUGAUGUUGGAAGAAAAGCUUAAGAAAACUGAAGAGGAUCUUACCAGACAACUGAGCUACAGUCAACAAAGUUUGUCAGAGAAGAGCCGAGAACUGGACAAACUAAAAAAUGAAUGGACAUCAUACACGACAGCUCUAAAUAACAAACACACACAGGAGCUGACAAAUGAAAAGGAAAGAUCUCUCCAGGCCCAAGCUCAGUACCAACAACAGCAUGAACAACAGAAAAGGGAAUUAGAAAAUUCGCAUCAGAAAAGUAUUCAACAGUUGCAGAACAGACUGUCAGAACUUGAGGUCAUCAAUAAAGAUCUGACGGAAAGGAAAUACAAAGGAGACUCCACAGUCAGAGAACUGAAAGCAAAGCUUUCUGGAAUAGAAGAUGAAUGUCAAAGAGCAAAGCAGGAGGUGCUGUCACUGCGUCGGGAGAACACUACUCUGGAUGCUGAAUGUCAUGAAAAAGAGAAACUCAUUAAUCAACUGCAGACACGGGUUGCUGUUCUGGAGCAGGAGAUCAAAGAUAAAGAUCAGCUAGUUAUUAGAACAAAAGAAGUAUUAGAUGCGACACAAGAACAAAAGGCCAUACUGGAAGAGAGUACAGAGAAAAAACAAAGUCAUAUUGAAAAACUGGAGACAACAAUUAAGUCACUGUCAGCUGAACUUCUUAAGGCUAAUGAAAUUAUCAAGAAGUUACAAGGAGAUUUGAAAACUCUAAUGAGUAAACUAAAGUUGAAAAAUACAGUAACAAUUCAACAGGAAAAACUGUUGGCAGAAAAAGAAGAGAGACUUCAAAAAGAACAGAGGGAAUUGCAGGAGAUGGGACAAUCUCUUCGAAUGAAAGAGCAGGAGGUUUGCAAGCUACAAGAACAGCUUGAAACUACAAUGCAAAAACUAGAAGAAAGUAAGCAGUUACUGAAAACCAAUGAAAAUGUAAUCACAUGGUUAAACAAACAGCUGAAUGAAAUUCAGAUGGCAAAGAAGCUAGAGACUUCGGCCGGUACGCAGGGUGGCGUUCGGACUGCCCUUUCCCCUCAUGGCAUGCCUGACCGACCAUCGUUUCCCAGCUCAGGAAUCAGCCAUCCCAUUUCCCCUCUGUAUGCCUUCCAGAACUUGCCAGAACCAGCACACAACAAAAACGUCAAUUCGCAGUGUCCAGUACCAAAGAUUCAGUUUAACAUGCAGCUGUCUAAAAUGAAUCGAUGUUCUGAUGUUCAGACAGUGACUGCAACUAGUCAUCCAGCAAAUAAAGAGAAUGGUGAUAAUUUGGGCCUGGAAUCAAAGUAUUUCAAGAAGAAAGAUGACAGCAUUCCUUUACGAGGGCUUAGUCAAAAUACACUUAACUCAGUAUCUUGUUUCUGCUGUUCUACAGAGUACCUGAAACCCUACUUAGCAACAGCAGCCCAGCUGCCACCCAAAGCUGCAGUAACACCAGCCUCAGCUUAUUUUCCUGGACAGUAGGCAGGAUUCUUAAAGUAAGAGUCCUCUUUCAACCAUUCGGGGGAUUUUGGGAUGUCCUGUAUUAAUGAGUAAAGUAUCAACGUGAAUUGAUACAGUUUUGUAAGUCUGAAUCUGUUUUGUUUGAGAAAGCUAUCUUGGCUGACUUGGAUGUAUUUUCAUGGUACUUGAGCCCAGUCAGAAAAGAGGGAGCUUUAAGCGGCCUUGGUGGGAGCAGCACUGUAGUUAAGCCACUGGGGCUGCGCAGAAUUUUCUCUUGGUGUAUUGGAGAGCCCGUUGUCUUCCUAAAAACCCACCAAAGCGCACUGACUUUUUUAUUGUAGGAACUGGUAAGCGUGGCUCUAACAGAUGACACAUAUGCUCUGGCAUUCCCUGAGAGAAGGUUUUGCUAGGAAUACUUUUCUUGACUCCUUGCAGAUAAAGGAUGGUGCAGAUAGAAAGCACAGGGGAACCGGGUGAUGCUCAGUUUUAGGGAGUCAAGCUUGUAAGUUGGCAUGGCUGCCUGACUGAUCUUCACAGACAGUUUUAAUUUUAAAGACUCGCUUAAUUUUGGAACCAGGUUACUUGAAUUGCACAUAGACUUACAGAUAAUCUAAAUAAAGAUAUAAAAUUAUUUCACUGAAGGUAUAAAAUUAAAAGUUUUUAAAAAAUUCUCACUCUUGGUUCCCCUAACUUAUCUGUGAAUCUGCCAGUAUUAUUUUCCACAGGUCACCAUGCACAAAACGUAAGGUGAUGUAUCUGAACAGGUAAUUGACAGUAUCCCAACAUCCAAAAGCUACUUUAUUUUUACUAAAUCCUCCUUUACAACUGUGCAAGUGUACAGAAAUUUAAGAUACUCCAAGUUUAGGGUUGAUGGAGUCAAUUCAGCUUGUUCUACAACCUGGGUUCAAAUGCUAGAAUUGCAUAACAGGUUCAUUCCAGGCCAUCUUUUAGCAGGUGAAGUAUUUGUAACAUGUAAAAUACACUUGUAAAAUUACUAUUUACAUACUUUAAUUGUUAAGGAUAUUUUGUACCUUUUACCGUGGUUAUUUAAGUGGUUUGUUUUGCAGUACAAAAUGUGUAUAUUUGUUUAUAAAUCAGUGCCAUGGGAAUGUAAAUUCACGUGUUUGGGCGUUUGUAAGUUUCAAUGAAAAUAUUAAAUGGUUUUUAUCAAAAA